This is a messenger RNA of Candoia aspera, 2782 nucleotides long. It is a transcript of the gene SUCLG2, whose product is annotated as succinate-CoA ligase GDP-forming subunit beta. Gene Ontology annotation, molecular function: ATP binding; succinate-CoA ligase (GDP-forming) activity. Gene Ontology annotation, biological process: succinyl-CoA metabolic process; tricarboxylic acid cycle. Bases 64 to 1365 code for a protein of 433 amino acids. Gene Ontology annotation, cellular component: mitochondrion; succinate-CoA ligase complex. The record is from RefSeq and is a predicted model, not a curated record. NCBI's taxonomy places the organism in Eukaryota, Metazoa, Chordata, Lepidosauria, Squamata, Candoiidae. The transcript is spliced from 11 exons.
CCAGUGUUGGAGCCGCCCCUCCUCGGGCGGAAGCUCCUCCCCUUUGCACUCGCGUGGCCCAAGAUGGCGUCUCCCAUGGCGAGCCAGGCUGGCAUAGCGCUCCGCGAUUUGGCUUUGCUCAGAGCUACCCUGCUCAGGAGGCGCAACCCGGGUAUGCAGUUAACCCCUAGACGAUGGCUAAACCUGCAGGAAUAUCAGAGUAAGAAACUGAUGGCUGAUCAUGGAGUCACAGUUCAGAAAUUCUUCGUGGCUGACACUGCAAAUGAUGCUGUUGAGGCUGCUAAGAGAUUAAAAGUGACAGAAAUUGUGUUGAAGGCCCAGAUCUUAGCUGGAGGAAGAGGCAAAGGUGUUUUCAGCAGCGGUUUGAAAGGAGGUGUACAUUUAACAAAAGACCCUAAAGAGGUAGGACAGCUUGCUGAGCAGAUGAUUGGAUACAAUCUUACAACGAAGCAAACACCAAAGGGUGGUGUUAAAGUUAAGAAGGUUAUGGUGGCAGAAGCAUUAAACAUUUCCAGAGAAACAUAUUUUGCAAUAUUAAUGGAUCGAGCUUGCAAUGGGCCUGUUCUCGUUGGCAGCCCACAGGGUGGAGUUGAUAUAGAAGAAGUAGCUGCUAAAACUCCAGAACUUAUCUUCAAGGAAGAAAUAGAUAUUUUUGAAGGUGUAAAGGAUACUCAAGCAAUACGGCUGGCAGAAAAUUUAGGAUUCAAGGGGCCUCUGCAAGAACAGGCAGCAGAUCAAAUAAAGAAGCUAUACAAUCUUUUCCUGCAAAUUGAUGCCACACAAGUUGAGGUGAAUCCCUUUGGUGAAACUCCAGAAGGACAAGUGGUAUGCUUUGAUGCCAAGAUAAACUUUGAUGACAAUGCUGAGUUCAGACAAAAAACGAUAUUUGCCAUGGAUGACAAAUCUGAGAAUGAACCAAUGGAAAAUGAAGCUGCCCACUAUGACUUAAAGUACAUAGGUCUGGAUGGAAACAUUGCCUGUUUUGUAAAUGGUGCUGGACUUGCAAUGGCAACCUGUGAUAUAAUUUCCCUUAAUGGUGGAAAACCUGCCAACUUCCUGGAUCUUGGCGGAGGUGUGAAGGAAGCACAAGUGUAUCAAGCAUUCAAAUUGCUCACUGCUGAUCCCAAGGUUGAAGCAAUUUUAGUAAAUAUAUUUGGUGGAAUUGUCAAUUGUGCCAUUAUUGCCAACGGUAUCACCAAAGCUUGCCGAGAGCUUGAAUUGAAAGUGCCUCUAGUGGUCCGACUUGAAGGAACAAAUGUUCAUGAAGCCCAGCGCAUUCUGAAUGAAAGUGGACUCCCCAUCACUUCUGCACGUGACCUUGAAGAUGCUGCUAAGAAAGCAGUGGCCAGUGUGACAAAGAAAUAAAGAGAACCGAUACCAGAGAUGACUUUCCAGAACUGCCAUCGAAGACAUAUUGAGAAUUAUUUUAACCAGCAUGAACACCGAGGUUUGGCCUAACUGACCUGUUAAUGACAAACUAUAAAAUAUUCAGUGUGUGAAAAGCUUGGAACUACAUUUCUUACACAGAACCUUUAUUUUUCAAUAUUGGGACUGACUCUCCUACAAGCGAGUAUGAUGAGUAACUACUGUCGGUUGCCAUUUAGGUUUCUCUUUGUAUAUGUUAAUUGAUUGUGACUCCCAAUUUUUCUAAGAUACUUUGAUACAUCUUUAAUACGAAAAAGGAUAGUUGAUCAUGGUUGGCCCUUUGCUGGGGAUUGUUAUCAAGACCUAAGGAACUACAAGGGUGACUCUGUGUAUCAAAGUAUGAAAGGGAGAUGCCUUUCCCAUAUCAUGUGGAGAACUUCCAAAAUAGGGAUAUGAUGUGACAUGGAGACCUGCUAUUCGAAAUACAAGCAGUCAUAAAGUCUAAUUGGGGCAUGCCAGAAGCCAGAAGUGUGUCUACAGUAGCUGUCUGAAUCCCAAGCAAUAUUUAAUAAGGCUUUCCAGUUAGGGCUAGAAAUCUUCAUAAUUUGUAAUUUGAAGGAAAUGAAUGGUAAUUAGAUUUUCACCACCACCAUUUCAAACAUAUUAUAAACUGCAAUGAUUGAUAUCCAAUGUAUACAUCACAUUAGAAGAACGUUCAAAGACCUAAUUGUGUGAAAGAGCCAUUUUUAUAUUGUCCUAUGAAUUCUCAUGUGAAUGUUUUAAGUGCUGAAGAAAAAUACACAUCCCAAUGUCAUACUUGGCAGUAUCUGUAAACAUAUGCGUCCAGUAAAUAUUCACUGUCUUUAGAAAUCAAUGUGUAUAGUAGCUAAAAAUAGUAUCUUGAAGAAAUUUAGGGUGGUGAUUCCUUAAGGUGUUUAUGCUGUUAUCCUAAUGUUCUUAAUCAGAAUGAAUAAAAAUCAAAACUAUCAGGAAACCUGCUAUCAUCUGAAAGAAUAUGAAAAAUAAAUUGAGGUAUGAUCCCACCUAAGCACUUUUAUAUUCUGUAAAUUUCAGUGCAAAUGUUCACCAAGGACAUCACCUUCAUACUGAAGUAAAGUGGAUUUCAGAGUACUUAACUUGGGCUUGAUUGUGCCUUUGAUGAUUGGGAAAUAUGUAUGCACAAAGUGCAAAGGCUAUCAAAUUGAUUCAAUAACCACACUGAUGUGUUUGUUUAACAAUGGAGUUCUGAAAUUCAGGAUACUUGCUGUUGAAAUUAGGAAGUAGGGUUAUAAACAAUGUUAUUCAACUGACAAGCCAAGAAUGUAUGUCAGCAAGAUAUUUAAUGGUAAAGAAUAUGAACGAUUUUUGGUUUACUACAAUUAAAUACUAUCAUCUAAUAAAUUUCCCUGGGAUUACA